UUUUUAAUCUAUCGAAAUUUAACACGUUGCUUUCUUUUCGUUUCUUUUUUAUUGAAUCCAAAAUAUUGUGUACCCUCGUGUCACAUAAUACAUGAAUAUCGUAGUUAACCUCCAAAAGCAUGUUAACAACGUUUACAAUACAUGAUUUAUUUUAAUAGCUCCGACAAUAAAAAGUAUAACUCAAAUAUUCAGAGACAAUCAACAUGAAUAGAAAUUCUCCGAACAUUUUAAUAACAGGUACACCUGGUGUUGGAAAAAGUUUAAUGUCCCGUCUUUUAUCAGAAAUGACAGGGUUAGAAUGGAUUGAUGUUAGUAAAUUUGCUAUUGAGAACAAAUGUUUAGAAGAAUACGAUGAAAUAUAUCAAUGUCCUAUUUUAGAUGAAGAUAAGUUAUUAGACCACAUGGAAAGUCUUAUGUGCGAAGGUGGAAAAAUUGUUGAUUACCAUGGAGCCGAUUUUUUCCCAGAGAGAUGGUUUGACAUUGUGUUUGUCUUGAGAACUGAUAAUACAAUCUUAUAUGAUCGUUUAAUCGAACGAGGUUAUACAGGAAAAAAGUUAGAAGACAAUAUAGAUUGUGAAAUAUUUCAAACUAUCCUUGAGGAGGCAAGAUCAGCUUACAGAGAAGAAAUAGUUCAUGAAUUAGCAAGUAAUAAUUUAAAUCAAGUCAGAGAAAAUGUACAUAGAAUGUGCGAAUGGAUUGAGCAAUGGGAAAUAGAUAAUCAACAGGAAUAAGUUAAAUGUUAUGAGUCAUUAUUUUUAUCACAUAUUG
Colletes gigas is the source of this 768-nucleotide messenger RNA. RefSeq names its product adenylate kinase isoenzyme 6 (gene Ak6). The transcript is spliced from 3 exons. Gene Ontology annotation, cellular component: cytoplasm; nucleus. The coding region runs from base 204 to 731 and encodes 175 amino acids. The record is from RefSeq and is a predicted model, not a curated record. Lineage: Eukaryota; Metazoa; Arthropoda; Insecta; Hymenoptera; Colletidae. Gene Ontology annotation, molecular function: AMP kinase activity; ATP hydrolysis activity; ATP binding.